AUCAUCUUGCUGCCCGUUUCCCUGCAUGCCCAUCUCCCCCGCUGUCGUGCCAUCAUCGUCGAUCGACGGGAGUGCCUCGUCAUUAUUUCCCUGCCGUCGGUGUCGCCGAUCUCUUUGCGCCUCCCAAGCAGAACGGGACUGGAGCGCAGUAUCGGCCUAAUCUCGCAAUUCAUCUCGCAAACCGUCGGUCUUGUCUGGAUCAGCCUUUGUUAAUCGCCCACACCGCUCCCCAUCUGCGAAUCAGCCAUCCCAGCUUCAUUUCCGCCAGUCUGGGCCGCUGCUGGGCUCCAUCAAGCACGAAUUGCCCGUGUCGCUGCUGCCUUUUGGCUGGUCCAUCCCCCUUUCCCGCAGCUCCCGCUCUUGCGAUAUCUCUCGACACUUUCUGAGGCUUUGCCCGAUACUUGCGGGAACAACACAUUAACCAGAUCAGCCUUGCGUCUUUGUCUGCCCACGCAGCCUGCAAGGCGGCAACACAAAGGUCCAGGGACAUCUUGCCAACCACUCGGUUCAAAGACCCAACGAUUUCUCCAGGAACCAGCGAGCAUAUAUGGUUGUUGUUUGCCGCAUCCUGUUCCGACACGAUCAACUACAAGAACUUUGACGUAUUCGACAGGAGCACGACCCGGGCAUCCAAUUUCGUGGAGAAAUUCAUCGACAUGUCGGCCGCCGGCUUCACCAGCCCAUUUGGGACAAAUUCGAACCCGUUCGGAUCCUCGAGACCUGAUACAGGCGGUAUGCAAAGGGUAGCCGAGGAAGACGAGAACGACAACGUCACUUCGCCGACAACGCCAAACUUUGGCCAGUCGGCAGGCAACUCAUUCAGGGGACCGUUUGGGGGAGAUUCCACUUCUGAUUCCCAGCAAUCUAGCAUCAGAGGCCCGCCAAGUGCAGAGGGCUAUCCGGCUCAAUAUAACUUUGGCCGGCGUACGUCGGUGUCGGCAGAGUCUCUGAAACCGGUUGGCGAUAGCUACGACAACUGGUCGCCCCCUGUACAUGCCAAGACGCCGGAGCAAUUGGACCGUUUGAAGAAGGCCAUCAGCGGCAACUUCCUCUUCAGCCACCUCGAUGACGAGCAGAGUGCCCAGGUCCUUGGGGCCUUGGUAGAGAAGCCGAUUCCCACCAAAGGGAUCAAGGUUAUCACGCAAGGCGAUGCCGGGGACUUCUUCUACGUGGUUGAAAAGGGUAGCUUUGACGUCUAUGUCAACAACAGUGGCUCGUUGCAACCUGGCCCUGACGGUAUGGGGCAGAAGGUCGGCACGAUCGAGGCCGGGGGGUCGUUUGGCGAGCUCGCGCUGAUGUACAACGCACCCCGGGCCGCGACGGUCAUUUCGGCGGAACCGCAGUGCACGCUAUGGGCUCUGGACCGCGUGACCUUCCGCCGGAUUCUAAUGGAGUCGACCUUUGCACGCCGUCGUAUGUACGAGGGCUUUCUGGAAGAAGUGCCCUUGCUGUCGACUCUAACCCCGUACGAGCGGUCCAAGAUCGCCGAUGCUCUCGAGAGUCAAAAGUUCCCGGCCGGCCAUACCAUUAUCCAGGAGGGAGACCCAGGCCACUCGUUCUACCUGCUCGAGUCCGGCGAGGCCGUUGCGUAUAGGAGCGGCAACGAUACCCCGGUCAAGCACUACAAGAAGGGCGAUUUCUUUGGCGAGCUGGCACUACUUAACGACGCGCCGCGCGCGGCUAGUGUUGUGAGCCAAACCGAGGUCAAGGUCGCCCGGCUCGGCAAGUCGGCCUUCCAGCGGCUGCUGGGCCCGGUCGAGGGCAUCAUGAGACGGACCAAGUACGUGGGUGUCAAGACGGGACUGGACGAGGUAGAUUCGCUACAGGUUUCUUAGAAUGAGGGAAGGUAGCCGUCUGGACGUGGAUCGGGAGGGUGGUGGUGGUUAGCGGUGGGAAUAGUGCAUGUCGGAUGUUUCGGCGAAAGAAGAAAGGGAAGCAGAAGAAAAAAAGAAGGAGCAGAAGUGCAGGAUCGUAUCAGGACCAGGGAGGCGUUAAGGGAUUCCCAAGGCUCGUUCCACCAAAGACUUGACCCCAUUGCCACCAGAUGGCCAACCAGAAAUAUCACAAACAAGGUACAAUCUAGGUACCAUUAUCUUGUCAUAUCGAAACCAAUAGGUAUUUGCUUUGCACGCCCAUGAAAAUGCAAACCCUGUAUAUCCCCCUUGUUCCUGACCAUGACAUGACCGACCAAAACCCCCGUCCAACAAGAACGAAAAACAAUCCAGCACCUUUUGAGUUGCUCCUCCGUCAGGUUUCUCGAGUAGACUCCGGCAUCUCCGAAACUUGAUUUCCAUUCCGUGCAACCUAGGGCAGAGCCACACACAUUCUUUGUCCCCAGACAAAGGUCUCACCACGUCACGCACCCUCAGCCAACCGCCUCCUCAGGUCCAAAACCUCCCUCCUGACCCUCUCGACGGCAGCCUCCGUCUCCAGCACCCUGCCGAUGCCGGUCCUCCAGGCGGCCUCGAGCGAGGCCAUCUCGGCGCCGACGGCGUCCUGCGCCUCCUUGCGGCGCAGGGUGACCAGGUCGACCUCGCGGCGGGCCUCGGCCAGCUCCCUCUCGAGCGCGCGGAGCUCGCCCUCGAGCUGGUAGUUUCCCAUCAGCCAGGCGUUCUUGCCGUAGCUGUCGAGCAGCGCGAGGUGGGCACGGCGGGCGGCGACGUGCGCGUGCGACGUGUAGGCGCGCGCGAGGGCCGCGCGCAGGACGGCCGAAGCGCCGCCGGACCCGGGCUCGGCCAGCUCCUCCUCCGAGGGCGGCUCCGGCGCCUCGUACCGGCUCAGGUCGAGCGCCGCCAGCUUGGCCUUGGCCGGGUCCGGCGCGGAGGCGAGCCGCUCGAGCUCGCCGGCCAGGAGCGGGGUGAGGAAGGUGGUCGGCUGCGGGGGCGGCGGGAGGAGGGCGUGGUGCGGGUCGUCGGGGACCAGGGAACGCUCCUGGGCGAUGAGGGCUUCGGCAGCGGCGCGUUCGGCGGGUGUUGGGUCUGGAUCAAUGUAUGGGAGCGACUCGUGGACGAUGGUAAUGGGCAUGGUGCAAUUGAAGGUGUUGAUUCGUCCGGAUGUCGCUUAUAUUUUGAAAAUUCGAUGGCUUCUGGGUCCAAAUCGUUCCGUUUGGAAUUUCAGCGACCCCGGGGGAGGUUAAACGUGGGUGAAAGCAAUUGUCUGUUGUCAAUGGCUUGAUUGCAGAUGCAUGUGUUCAGGUACUAUCAUGGCCCCGUCGCAACCCACAGCGAUACACUUAUCCGUAUCACUUUUUGUUAGUUAC
Thermothelomyces thermophilus ATCC 42464 is the source of this 3259-nucleotide messenger RNA. RefSeq lists its product as uncharacterized. Gene Ontology annotation, biological process: regulation of protein phosphorylation. The transcript is spliced from 4 exons. Bases 657 to 1835 code for a protein of 392 amino acids. NCBI's taxonomy places the organism in Eukaryota, Fungi, Ascomycota, Sordariomycetes, Sordariales, Chaetomiaceae. The record is from RefSeq and is a predicted model, not a curated record. Gene Ontology annotation, molecular function: cAMP-dependent protein kinase regulator activity. Gene Ontology annotation, cellular component: cAMP-dependent protein kinase complex; nucleus.